AUGUCGUCACAACGGCCAGACCCGAGCCAACGUACCCAGAGGCACGACGACGACGACGAAGACGACGACGGCUACCCGCCCCUGCCACCACAUCGCAGGCUUCCCCCACUACCGCCGAUUUCUAGAGACACGAGUCGCCUCACCUUCUCCCCAAACACCUCACGACGACACCCCUGGGAGCCCGAGCCUUAUACUACGCAGGACCAGGCCGAAACCUACUACCAGCUCACGCGGCACAUGGCUGAUCGGAAUUUCCAGGCCGAGUACGACGAGCUCGUGGGCAACAGUUUGAGUGGCUUCACGGCAUUCAUGUCCCAAGCGCAGGACGACUUUGGCUUCUCCCGAAACAACAACCUUGGCUGGAGCCAAAACUCAAAUUUGCUAGAUAUCUUGCAAAACGACCAGAACGACCAGCGAGACGACGACGAUAACGCCCGGCGCCAACCCCUCCAGUUGCCCCCAGUCUUUGGGUACAGGACAGUCAGGACAAUCAGCGGCCGUCAACGAACUGACGGCACAGAAGACGACUUGGAAGCAGUCAGAGCUCUGUGGAAUAGGAGAGCCCAGUACAGCUCCUCACCCUUUUCGCCGCCCAGGAUGCCUCCCAAUCAAUCCCCGCCAAAUCUUUCGCCUCUACCUCCAUCGGAGGAGUACCCAGAGGAGAAUCGGAGGGUGAAGAGGAGAAAGCUGGACUCUGAACGAAUUGCCCAGAGCUUCACGGGGUUUCGAUAUGGACGAUAUGGCCAGGUCGAGUCAGGUCAACUAAAGAUGGAAAUCAUGAGCUGUGAUGGGGGACUUUAUGAGAACACCACCCUUCACGCCCACGAAAACAUCCUCAAGGACGACAAGACUGUAUACUGCACACAGUCUAACCGCUGCAACAUCAUUCUGCGGCACCAAGGCGGUACUGCUUUCAGCUUGAAGGAACUUGUCAUCAAGGCACCGGCAUCGAAUUACUCUUCACCGUGA
Molecule: messenger RNA, 969 nt
Organism: Colletotrichum fioriniae
Lineage: Eukaryota; Fungi; Ascomycota; Sordariomycetes; Glomerellales; Glomerellaceae
Source: RefSeq, a predicted model, not a curated record